UGAUCUUGCUUCCUCCCCGCCUGAGCCUCUUCUCCCCAAGUUCUCCAUCCACAGAAUCCUUCAAGAUGCCCGCAGACUCAACACAGCCCACCAAGGCCCUCGCCGACUUCUUCCCCAACCAGCGCAAGAACCUCCCCAUCGCGCUCACCACCGAGGACGUCAAGGGCAAGACAUACAUUGUCACCGGUGCCACCGGCGGCAUCGGCUAUGAGCUCGCCAAGCACCUCGUGCGCCUCGAGGCCAGCAAAGUAAUCAUUGGCGCGCGCAACGAAGAGCGCGGCAAGGCCACCAAGGCGACCAUCGAGGGUGAUGCCGGACGCAAAGAUGUCGUCGACAUCUGGCCGCUGGAUCUCGCCUCGUACGACUCUGUCAAGGCGUUUGGCAAGAGGAUUGAGACAGCGGAGAGGAUUGACGCGCUUGUCUUGAACGCGGGCGUUUCGCAUGCUGGGUGGCAGGUCAAGGAGGGCAACGAGGCGCAUCUGACGGUGAACUUCAUUUCGAACUACUUGCUUGCUUUCAUGGCGUUGCCGCAUCUGCAGGCUGUUGGGAAGACGCAUGGGAUCACGCCUCGCCUUGUGGUUGUUGGAUCGAUGGGCGCCUUCUUUGCGGGAGAGAGCGUCAAGAAGUUCCCCUCGAAGGACAUUUUGGAUGAUCUCAAUGACAGGGCCAAGUGGGAGAGCGACUUUACGAAUCGGUACUCGGUGACCAAGUUGCUUGAGCACUGGGCUGCGCGGCAGCUUGCUUCGCUGCGGCCGGUGUCUGACUUGGGGGUUAUCGUGAAUGUUGUUGAUCCGGGGUAUUGCAAGACGGGACUGAAUAAGGAGCUGAGUCUGUGGACGAGGGCGAAGGCGUGGCUGGCAAAGGUCAUGCUGGGACGGACGCCGGAGAUGGGGAGUCGGACGCUGGUGCAUGCUGUCAAGGUUGGGGAGGAGAGUCAUGGGAAGUAUUUGACUUCUUGCGAGAUUCGAGAGGAUCAUAUUCCGGAGUGGGUUACCAAUGAGGCUGGGCAGGCCGUUCAGAAGCAGGUUUGGGAUGAGCUGCUGGUGAAGCUGGACAAGAUUGAGCCUGGCCUGCCGUCUCGUGUCAUUGCCGACUGGGCGUGAACAUGAUAUGUUGGGGUUGACUUAUACGGCUUGCGUCUACGAGGGACGUUGUGCUUGAACGAGGGUGCACUUUGCGAAGAUUGAUGUUGUUCUCUGACUGCUUUGAUACACGAG
This is a messenger RNA of Trichoderma reesei QM6a, 1217 nucleotides long. RefSeq lists its product as uncharacterized. The transcript has 2 exons. NCBI's taxonomy places the organism in Eukaryota, Fungi, Ascomycota, Sordariomycetes, Hypocreales, Hypocreaceae. The record is from RefSeq and is a predicted model, not a curated record. The coding region runs from base 66 to 1103 and encodes 345 amino acids.